This is a messenger RNA of Soboliphyme baturini, 945 nucleotides long. The record is from the annotation of a GenBank genome assembly. NCBI's taxonomy places the organism in Eukaryota, Metazoa, Nematoda, Enoplea, Dioctophymatida, Soboliphymatidae.
AUGGAUUUUAAGGUGAAGACCUCAAAAUUGAGGCUCCUUUCUGACAUUCGUACUCAUCACAACGAUGAUCCGGAAGUUGCGUGCAACCUGAGAAGAUUAGAAGCGAUGCUGUUAGGAAAUACAGGUAGAAACUGGACGGGAACGAAAAAGGUAAGAGUGUACGGUGAAUCCGGCGAAUUAGCUGAUAAAUGGCGCAACGAACCCGGCGACAGUCAGGUUGACAUGGUGCAAAUGGCUGAGGCUAACGUGAGACCGAUCCUUGGCUUUACGUCAAUGGCAGCUUUGGCUACCUGCGUUACCCAGAGGCCUGACAACAACAUUUCGCUGGGAAGACAGGAAAAAGCUUGGCUACUCAGCUGCGUCGAGGAGGAACACAAGGUCGAACUUUCCGAUGAACAUCGAGCCAUCAAAUCGUUGAUUGUCCGGCCUUACGCGUUCGUUGUCGCUGUUCAUGCAGCCCUGUACUUCGGGUUGUUGCGAGGCAUUGAGGUGCAUGGCAUAAUGAAUGGCAGUUUCUGCGACGGCGCCUCGGACGUGCUGAUCAUGUGGUCCCAGCUGUUCGUCGUUCACUUUCUAAUGGCUCUCCUGAUGCACUUCGUCUUUAAGAAAAUCUUCAUGCGUCCGCUGGCGUUCCUGGAUGACGUGCUAUUACAGUAUCAUGUUUUACCUGUUCUAGGCGAAUUUGCCUUGGCUUGCGCGUGGAUACUGGCAGCCACGUUGCCUUGCUCUGGCAUGGCAAAAAUGGCCAUCUUGGCCUUAGGAUUCACGCUUGCAGCGUUGUUCGUCAAUGGCUACUUGCUGGUCAUUUUCGAAAAUAUACAUCUCAAACAGUGUUUCCAUCUCUUGACUAUAUUGGUGACUCUGCCAGAAAUUGGAACUAUUGUCUUGCUGACACUUAACUAUUUGUCACUGAAACUCGUAAGUUUAAUUACUCUUAUGUUCUAG